AGGGAAGCGAAUAUUCAAGUACGCGCCCUGCGUACAUAUGUGCAGCCCUGAAUAAAGUGAAUGCAGUUUAUUUUUUUUAUACAAAUAAAUAUCUAUAAGAAAUUGAAAUAGCCAUAAAAACCAAGUCAAUGGAAAAAUUCGACCAUUAAAUGAGUUAUUUUUUGCAACGCUCAUGGCCUCUUAUUUGAGUCCACAGUUUUGGAGGCAUUGAAAAAUAUCAAAGCGGUGUAUCAUAGCUGGUAGCCCUGUUGAUAGUGCUGUCAUAUUUAGCGCUUUUAAACUUAUAAACAAACAAGGAAAAUGCAUAUUUAUGAACUGCAUAGAAGGUGAACAACAAAUUUAACGGGAAACAAGCUGAACCGACAGAUCUAGCCUUAUCAUAUCUAUCGUAUAUAAGUCCGCAACCUGUUGAUCCACUUCAGUCGAUACAGAAAGUCCAAUCCGUGAUCCCGCAAAGAACCAACAGCCGAAAAAUGACCAAGACCAGAGUUUACGUUAUCGGAGUUGGCAUGACCAAGUUUGAGAAGCCCGGUCGCCGAGCUGAUGCUUGCUACCCGGACUUCGCCAAAGAAGCCAUCACCAAAGCUCUCCAGGAUGCGGGAAUCAAGUUCGAGGAAGUGCAGCAGGCGGUGGCCGGCUACGUUUAUGGAGACUCCACCUGCGGACAGCGGGCCAUCUACGAGGUCGGAAUGACCGGCAUUCCGGUCUAUAACGUGAACAACAACUGCUCCACGGGAUCCAGCGCACUGUAUUUGGCCAAGCAGAUCGUAGAGAGCGGAAACUCCGAAUGCGUCCUGGCUCUGGGAUUCGAAAAGAUGGAGCGUGGAUCAUUGUCCGCAAAGUACUUUGAUCGCGCAAAUCCCAUGGAGCGCCACAUCACCGAGAUGAGUGAGCUGACCGAGAUCGGGGCUGGUCCAAUGGCUGCCCAGAUCUUCGGCAACGCCGGCAAGGAGCACAUGAAGAAGUAUGGCACUAAGCCCGAGCAUUUCGGCAAGAUCGCUUGGAAGAACCACAAGCACUCCGUCAAUAAUCCCUACUCGCAGUUCCGCGAUGAAUACACCCUGGAGCAGAUUAUGAAGUCGCCCCAGGUUGUGGAGGGAGUGCUGACCAAGCUGCAGUGCUGUCCCACUUCCGAUGGAUCUGGAGCUGCCAUUCUCGCCUCCGAGGCCUUCGUGCGUCGCCACGGAUUGGAAAAGCAGGCUGUGGAGAUUGUGGGCAUGGAGAUGGCCAGUGACCCGGCGUCCACCUUUGCCGACAAGAGCUUGAUGAAGAUUGCUGGAACCGAUAUGACCCGUCUGGCCACCGAGCGUCUGUUCGCCAAGAGUGGGUACAAGCCCCAGGAUGUCCAGGUGGUGGAACUGCACGAUUGCUUCUCGGCCAACGAGUUGAUCACGUAUGAGGCACUUGGACUGUGUGGAGAGGGCAAGGCCGGCGAGUUCAUCGACGCUGGAGACAACACCUACGGUGGCAAGUUCGUGGUCAACCCCAGUGGUGGUCUGAUCUCGAAGGGCCAUCCUCUGGGCGCCACGGGUCUGGCACAAUGUGCUGAGCUCUGCUGGCAGCUCCGUGGAUUGGCUGAGAAGCGCCAGGUGCCCAAUGCUCAGUUGGCUCUGCAGCACAAUCUGGGACUGGGUGGUGCUGUUGUGGUUGCCUUGUAUCGUCUGGGUUUCCCGGGUGCGGCCAAGGCCAAAUUGUAAGGGAUGGGAUCUUGAUUUUGUAAAUAUUUUUAUUAAACGGGAACUGCUUUAUAUAAAACUU
Drosophila melanogaster (fruit fly) is the source of this 1758-nucleotide messenger RNA. RefSeq lists its product as uncharacterized. The coding region runs from base 474 to 1697 and encodes 407 amino acids. Gene Ontology annotation, molecular function: acyltransferase activity, transferring groups other than amino-acyl groups; acyltransferase activity. The record is from RefSeq and is marked reviewed. NCBI's taxonomy places the organism in Eukaryota, Metazoa, Arthropoda, Insecta, Diptera, Drosophilidae. Gene Ontology annotation, cellular component: peroxisome. The transcript has 5 exons.